AUGGCGCAAGCGAUGGCGAACGGCGAAGGCCACACUUCUGCUGGCAAGCUAACAGGCAGAGCAUUCUAUGAGAGCAUCGGUAGCCCCAGGAUGGUCGUCGCGCCUAUGGUCGAUCGCUCAGAGUUCGCAUGGAGACUCCUCACGCGGUCCUACCUUGAUGAAGAGCGAUCAAAAUCACUGCUGGCUUAUUCGCCAAUGAUUCAUGCUCGUCUCUUUGCAGACAACCCCAAGUUCAGAGAUCAAUUCUUUCAGCCUACGAGAGAAGGAUUGGCUUCAAAGGAGAAAUCUUCUGCGGCUGCAUGGCUCGAUGGGAACCCAGUGAUCGAUAGACCUUUGUUCGUGCAGUUCUGUGCGAAUAAACCUGAUGAGUUGCUAGAUGCAGCGCAGUAUGUGGCUCCGUAUUGCGACGCGGUGGACUUGAACUUGGGAUGUCCCCAAGGGAUCGCAAGGGCUGGCCAUUAUGGCGCCUUCUUGCAGGAGGAUUGGGAUACGAUUUACAAAUUGAUCAACAAGCUACACCAUGAACUACGAGUCCCUGUGACUGCGAAGAUGAGGGUUCUGGAAACGCGGGAGAAGACGUUGGACUACGCAAAAAUGAUUCUUUCUGCAGGGGCAAGCAUUCUCACUGUUCACGGGCGGCGGAGAGAGCAGAAGGGACAUAAUACCGGCGUAGCAGACUGGAAGAUGAUACGAUAUCUGAGAGACAACCUGCCACCAGAAACAGUCCUCUUUGCCAAUGGAAACAUCUUGAACUCGAGCGAUCUAGAAACCUGCCUUGCUGCAACAGGAGCUGAUGGUAUCAUGAGCGCAGAAGGAAACCUGUCAGAUCCAACCAUCUUCGCCAAACCACCCACAGAGUACAAUCCCAGGGAGUACUGGUACGGGCCAGAGGAAGAUGGUAGAAAUGGCUAUCGGAUUGACGCAGUGUUUCGCAGGUAUCUGGAUAUCAUCUACAAAUACAGUCUUGAAAAAGAUCCACCCAACCGUCCACCGUUGUACAUCACCAGCGAUUCUACCAAGCCUGAUUUUUCGCAUCGCCUCCCUCCACAGGAUGGUUCUGACCAAGAAGGCCAACCAAAGAAAACCAAGAAACGAAAAGGGGAAGCCAAUUCCCGGUUGCACAAUGACCCAAGUAUCAAAUACAUGCAGGGCCACCUCUUCCAGUUGCUGAGACCUAUGCUGUCGAUUCAUACUGACAUUCGAGAUGCUCUGGCAAAGACUAGGUUGGGGGAUUUCGAUUCUUUCGAGCGCAUUCUGGCCAUGGUGGAGCAGGCGAUAGCGCAAGGGAUGGAUGACUACAGCUCCCACCAGCAGCAGCGUCAUCGUCAUUCUGUGCCAGACUCUUCGCCGGCUGGGCAGUUGCCUGCUCCUGCGGCUGUUGCCUUUGGGUCCGAACUGACAGCAACGGAAAAGGUAAUCGCCGCCUACAAGCGCCCUUGGUGGGUCUGCCAACCGCACAUCAGGCCAUUACCCGAAGACGCCAUUAGAAUUGGAGCAUUGACACUCACCAAGAAGAAAAAGGAAAAGAGCAAGGAGAUCUCACAAGUAACAGUAGAAACCUCUGAGUUUGAUGUGAAAGCCAUCCAGAGAACUGACGAACCUGAUGCUGAUGACAAUCGCCAACAGCGACGUCCUAGUAUCAACGGCGAGUCGAAUCCGAGCUCGGCCUUUUCAACGUCGACGGAAGUCCCAAAAGCCCCAUUGGUCUGUGGCUAG
Molecule: messenger RNA, 1716 nt
Organism: Exophiala aquamarina CBS 119918
Lineage: Eukaryota; Fungi; Ascomycota; Eurotiomycetes; Chaetothyriales; Herpotrichiellaceae
Product: tRNA-dihydrouridine synthase 1
Exons: 2
Coding region: 1-1716 (571 amino acids)
Biological process (GO): tRNA processing
Molecular function (GO): tRNA dihydrouridine synthase activity; flavin adenine dinucleotide binding
Source: RefSeq, a predicted model, not a curated record